AUGUCGCAAAAGUUGGAAGAAACGGCGCGAAGCACCGGCAAGGUGCUGUGUGCGUUCACAGUGUUGCUGUCUAUGAAACAGAGCCACAGGGCGCCUCUUCGUGCUUGGAGUCGAAUUCAACCAUGCUUUGGAAGCAGUUGCCAUCCCCUUUACAAAAAAGGUACCGGUGCGACUCGCCUGAGCCGGAAUAACCGUACAGGGCGAGCAGCUUUGUGGCCGCAGUUGAACGUUGAACACCGCAAACCUCGUGUCCAGCGGGAACGAAACGCGCUGAAGGUACGGGCAGACGUGACUGCUGAGCGGGACACCUCAGAAACCUCGAAACUCAGGCAGUUUGUUCCGAAAGCUAUUAUAUUCGACUGCGACGGCGUGCUGGUGGAGUCCGAGGAACUGCAUCGGGUUACGUACAACGAAACAUUUGACGCAGAGGGCCUCUCGCAUAUUCAAUGGUCCCAGGACUAUUACGAAAUAUUGCAGAACAAGAUCGGUGGUGGCAAAGAAAAGUACUUGUAUCACUUUCAAAAUGAGGGAUGGCCCACACCCGAGCAGUGCGGAUUCGACACCACGACGCCCAGCGGGCGUGAGGCGCUGAUUCAACAUCUUCACCAAAGCAAAUCAGCGCGUUACGCGGAAAGAAUACGGAACGAUGACUCCAUCAGACUGCGACCCGGAGUAGGUGAGAUUAUCGAUACAGCACAUAAGCGGGGCAUCCGGCUGGCGAUCUGCUCUGCCUCGAAUCGAGAAUCCGUGGAGGCUGUUCUGAAACGAAUUCUUAGCGAGCGCCCGCCAGGCGCAUCGCGAUCCAAAUCACGUUUUGAAAUGUUUGAAUUCAUAAUUGCGGGCGAUUCUGUGCCAAAGAAAAAACCGGACCCAUUGAUAUACGAGGUUGCUCUGGAGCGUCUAGGUGUUGCUCCGAGCGAUUGUCUGGUAAUAGAAGACAGCGCCAUUGGCCUCGCAGCCGCUCGCGGGGCUGGCAUCCGCUGCGUGAUCACGUACACUUGGUACACGAAAUCACAGUCUUUUGACGGUGCCACUGCGAUAUUCGGGGAACUAGAUGGGGUCUCACUGGACGACAUCCUUGAUGCGGUUACCGUAUCGUCGAACUGA
Messenger RNA from Cyanidioschyzon merolae strain 10D, 1107 nucleotides. RefSeq lists its product as hypothetical. The record is from RefSeq and is a predicted model, not a curated record. The transcript has a single exon. Bases 1 to 1107 code for a protein of 368 amino acids. NCBI's taxonomy places the organism in Eukaryota, Rhodophyta, Bangiophyceae, Cyanidiales, Cyanidiaceae. Gene Ontology annotation, molecular function: hydrolase activity.